Messenger RNA from Tarenaya hassleriana, 1578 nucleotides. RefSeq names its product putative hydrolase C777.06c. Lineage: Eukaryota; Viridiplantae; Streptophyta; Magnoliopsida; Brassicales; Cleomaceae. The record is from RefSeq and is a predicted model, not a curated record. Bases 110 to 1087 code for a protein of 325 amino acids. The transcript is spliced from 10 exons.
CUCUCUCUUGUCGCCGAUUUCAUUCUCUCACCUCCGAACUCCGGUCAGUCUCCGAGAUCUCGCCAUCGCCGGAAUAAUCCGAGGACAUACAUAGAAUCGAGAGAGGGAGAUGAUGAUGGAACGUCAGGAUCUGAGGAAGAAUGGCGAUGUCGUCGCCGAUUGUCGUGGAUCGGCUCUGAUCUUCCUCGGGACCGGCUGUUCGAGCGCUGUCCCCAAUGCUAUGUGCUUGAUCCAGCCGUCGGAUCCUCCUUGUCGCGUCUGUUCGCAGUCGCUGUCUCUCCCGCCGGAGCGAAAUCCUAAUUACAGGGGAAAUACAUCACUGCUCAUUGAUUAUUGCCAGACUGAUGGAAAACAUAAGUAUAUCCAAAUCGACGUUGGGAAGACAUUCAGGGAACAAGUUCUACGUUGGUUUACCUUUCACAAGAUUCCAAGAGUUGAUUCUAUAAUUUUGACUCAUGAACAUGCUGAUGCGGUUCUUGGCCUCGAUGACAUACGUGCGGUGCAGCCGUUUAGUCCUACUAAUGAUAUAGAUCCCACUCCAAUUUACUUAACCCAAAUUGCUAUGGACAGCCUUGCCGUGAAAUUCCCGUACUUGGUCCAGAAAAAGCUUAAAGAAGGUCAAGAAGUUAGGCGAGUGGCACAACUGGAUUGGCGAGUAAUUGAGGAGAGUUGCGAAAAGCCAUUUGUUGCUUCGGGCUUGUCAUUCACCCCAUUGCCAGUGAUGCAUGGAGAAGAUUAUAUCUGUCUUGGUUUUCUUUUCGGUGAAAAAUCGAGAGUGGCUUAUAUCUCUGAUGUAUCACGCUUUCCUUCAAGCACCGAGUAUUUUAUUUCAAAAACUGGUGGUGGGCAAUUGGAUCUCCUUAUCUUGGAUACACUAUACAAGACAGGAUCACAUAAUACUCACUUAUGUUUCCCACAGACACUCGAAACAAUCAGGAGACUUUGCCCGAAAAGUGCUCUUCUAAUCGGAAUGACUCACGAGUUUGAACACCACAAGGACAACGAGUUUCUAAAAGAAUGGUCUACAAGGGAAGGGAUUCCAGUGCAACUCGCACACGAUGGCUUGAGAGUCCCGAUAGACCUAUGACGCAAGAUGAGAUUGCAGGACAAUCAGCUACAAAUACCAACUACUUUAUAGAGGAGGGAGGGCAAAUGCACCAUAGGCUGUUGGGUGGUAGGGUAAGGUUCUGAACUGUGUUUCUCUUCCACAUGAUGGAAAAGAACACAACACCAGAAGAAGAAAAAAAACCUAAUUUGGAUUCUGUCUGAAAGAUUUGGCCAAAAAAAAAGAAGAAAUCUUCUGAUGAGUUGUUAUUCUCCAAAGAAGUUUCUGUUUCUUUCAAAAGGUCCUCAACAAACCCAUCAUUGCCUCCCAAAAUAUAAAUAAAAAAAAAGGAAAGUGAGAAGCUAAUCUAACUAAUAUACUAUAAAGUUUUUUAUUUUUUGUUUUUGGGUGAUGGGUCCAAAGGCAUUAUGGGGUCUGAAUUGGACCACUAAAGUUUCAAAAGAUUGUAGAAAAUUUUGUACAUUUUGUUGUGGACCCACUUUAGUUAGAAAGAUUUUGUCACCAUUUCUACU